AUGGGUUACGAUUUAUCAUCAGUCCUGGCAAAUCCAACAAGCUUAAUGCAAUUAGUGGAAGCUGGAUUUAAAUUCCAACCAUCCCCUGAAGAAUUAAUAAGCAAUUAUUUGGUGCCGAAAUCCCGUGGUGAUCCUGUGAAAGGCGUGCCCAUGGCAGUGGUUAACCUUUGCAAGAAUGAACCUUGGGAACUACCUGAUAAAGCGAUUAUAAAGUUAGCAGAUCAAGAGUGGUAUUUCUUUUGCCCUCGCGAUCUUAAGUACAAGAACAGCAAACUUGCUAACAGAAAAACGAAGGCCGGGCACUGGAAGUCAACCUGCAAGAUAAAGCCAAUAAUGGCUGAGCAUACUAAGAAGAAGAUUGGGGUAAUGAAGACUCUGACUUUCUAUAAAACAGCUCUGCCCAAAGCUGUGAGGACUGAAUGGAUGAUAUAUGAAUUCGACCUCAUGGCCAGCCCUACCAUGUAUAAAAAGGGGCAAUACGUUAUCUGUAGAUUGGAGAACAAAUCAGAAGACGAGAAGACGAAGAGAGAUGAACAAAAUAACGAUAUGGCUUCAGUCUCUGAUUCUGAAGCUGAACCAAGUCAGAGUAUGGCUUCUGAUCAUGAAGAAAAAAACACAAGUGAGAUGACUCCUAUUUCAGCUUGUGAUGAAAGUGAAUUAAGCCACCAUGUGGCUUCUGAUCAUUUUGAAACUCAAAAGUCAAAUGAGCUGAUGACUAACUCAGCUCGCCAAGUUAGUGAAUUAAGCCACUGCAUGACUUCUGAUUUGAGAAAUCAGAACGCAAGUAAGCUAAUGUCUAAUUCAGCUUAUGAUGGAAGUGGGUCAAGCUACUCCGCGACUUGUAAUUCUGAAACCCAAUACUUGAAUCAGCCGACAGUUGAUUCAGCUUAUAAUGGAAGCAAAAGCCACUACAAGGCUUUUGAUUCUGAAACUCAAAUUUCAAACAAUAUGAUUACUGUGCCAACUGAUGAGGAUCAGUUGCUGGCAUAUGAGAAAUGGUUAAUGGCUUAUGAUUUGAAAAAUCAGGAAUUGCCCUUUCAACAUGAAGGUGAAAGCGGUCCUUCCGUGGUGAUGUCUUCAGAGUUUAUAAAAAAAUCAACUAGUGAUAGUGAAUCAAAUAGCCUAAAGGCUUUUGAUUUCAAAAGUCAAAAUCUGGAAAAGGAAAUCGAUAUAUCAGCCUUCGAUGAAGUUGAUUGGAGUUAUCUCACAGCAUCUCCUCCGGAUUUUGGGAAUCAAAAUCCUUCUGAUGUUGCGCUUCCAGAGGCAAGCCCUGAACUACUAGCAGCGCUGGAAGGUUUUUUUGACCAAGAAAACGGCCCCAACACUGCGCUUGAUCAGACUCUGUGCAUGGAGGAAAGCCACUCCUACAUGUGUUUUGAUACCUCUGCAUCCGCUUGA
Dovyalis caffra is the source of this 1398-nucleotide messenger RNA. The record is from the annotation of a GenBank genome assembly. NCBI's taxonomy places the organism in Eukaryota, Viridiplantae, Streptophyta, Magnoliopsida, Malpighiales, Salicaceae.